This is a messenger RNA of Cyprinodon variegatus (sheepshead minnow), 4110 nucleotides long. It is a transcript of the gene nr5a1, whose product is annotated as nuclear receptor subfamily 5 group A member 1. Bases 197 to 1657 code for a protein of 486 amino acids. Gene Ontology annotation, cellular component: RNA polymerase II transcription regulator complex. NCBI's taxonomy places the organism in Eukaryota, Metazoa, Chordata, Actinopteri, Cyprinodontiformes, Cyprinodontidae. The record is from RefSeq and is a predicted model, not a curated record. The transcript has 7 exons. Gene Ontology annotation, biological process: tissue development; regulation of transcription by RNA polymerase II; hormone-mediated signaling pathway. Gene Ontology annotation, molecular function: nuclear receptor activity; zinc ion binding; RNA polymerase II cis-regulatory region sequence-specific DNA binding.
AAUCCAGCCUACAGUUGGACAUACUGGCUCCGAAAGCAGAAAGGGUUUAGACAGGGUCCACCUGGAGCUUGAUCUGGGUUUUUUUUUUUUGUUUUUUCCUCAGCAGGCUAUGCCAGGCUGCAGCAGCACAUACAGUGCAUCCAAUCCUCGCUCUAAUUAGACAAUCAUCUCUGACUGGCGGCUCUCUGUAGCUCAGAUGUUGGGAGACAAGGCUCACGGCGUGACUUUAAAGGUGAUGGAAUACACAUACGACGAUGACCUGGACGAGCUGUGUCCUGUGUGCGGAGACAAAGUGUCAGGAUAUCACUAUGGUCUGCUCACCUGCGAAAGCUGCAAGGGCUUCUUUAAACGGACGGUGCAGAAUAACAAGAGGUACACAUGUGCGGAAAACCAGGAGUGUAAGAUAGACAAGACCCAGAGGAAGAGGUGUCCAUUCUGCCGCUUUCAAAAAUGCCUCAGCGUCGGGAUGCGCCUAGAAGCUGUGCGUGCAGAUCGCAUGCGUGGUGGGAGGAACAAGUUUGGCCCCAUGUACAAGAGAGACAGGGCCUUAAAGCAGCAGAAAAAGGCUUUGAUACGAUCCAAUGGGUUCAAGAUGGAGACCUCAGUCCCUCCACCAGCCUCCCCUAUGCAGACUGACUACAGCUUUACUGGUACCCUACACGCUCUGCCCACCAUCUCUAAAAGUCUGCUGCCCUCCACUCCGAUCUCCAUCAACUCCACAGACUACGAGGCCAACCUCUAUGGACCUACAUCACUGGGCAUGACCAUGCAGUCUCAUGUUCCCAUUACACCACAGUAUCAGUACACAGCAUUCCCCAACAGGGCAAUUAAAGCUGAGUGCCCUGACUACACCAGCUCCCCCGAAUCCAUUACAGGAUACCCAUAUCCAGAGGUGUACCCCUCAGCCUCUCCACAGCCGCCCAGCCUGCCACCUCUGGUGCUGGAGCUGCUCAGCUGCGACCCAGACGAGUUGGUGGUGCAAAACAAGAUUGUGGCUCAUCUGCAGCAGGAGCAGAGCGGAAGGGGCCGAACUGACAAACCCAGCACCUUCAGCCUGAUGUGCCGCAUGGCGGAUCAGACCCUCUUCUCCAUAGUGGAGUGGGCUCGGAGUUGCAUCUUCUUCAAGGAGCUGAGGGUGGGAGAUCAAAUGAAGCUGCUGCACAACUGCUGGUCUGAACUUCUGAUCCUGGAUCACAUUUUCAGACAAGUUCAACAUGGAAAGGAAGACAGUAUCCUGCUGGUGACUGGCCAAGAGAUUGAACUUUCAUCUAUUUUGUCGCAAGGAGAGACAACUCUGUCCAGUCUGGUCCAGAGAGGUCAGGAGCUUGCAGCAAGGUUGCAGGUGCUGCAGGUCGAUCGCAGGGAGAUGGCUUGUCUCAAGUUUCUCCUUCUGUUUAAUCCCAAUGUAAAACUACUGGAGAACCAGGCAUUUGUAGAGGGCGUGCAGGAGCAGGUGAACUCAGCUCUCCUUGAAUACACCCUGUCCACCUACCCUCAGUUUCAGGAUAAGUUCAGCCAGCUGGUUGUGCAGCUGCCCGAGCUGCGCUCCCUCAGCACGCAGGCUGAGGACUACCUUUGCUACAUGCAUCUGAACGGAGAGGUAACCUGCAACAACCUGCUCAUCGAGAUGUUGCACGCUAAGAGAGCGUGUGUGUGAAGAACAAGAACGCAGAAAUGUUCUACCACCAAGUGUUAAAUUGUGCGAGACUGUGCGUGCGCAAGUAAGACAGAAUGUGUGUGGACAUAAAAAAAAUAAAAGUUUUCACACUGGGUCAUCUUUGUUAAGGCUUUUCCUAAGGUCGGAGGGCAAAAAAGAUGUUUCAGAGUUUGAAUGUUUCCAUUUUCAUAUCCUGCACAGCUACUUUAACAUGACCUUAAAACUGGAUUUCCUCUCUGCAAACAUCUGAAAUUGGGUUUAUGGGGGAAGUUAGAUUCUUUUUCAUUAAACAUAAAUAAGACCAGUUUAAGAGCACAGUCAAGUUAUUGUAUAUACCAUGAAGCUGCAGAGCUGAUGUCUACAGGGACCUAAAACUAAAUUCCCAUUGACACACUGAACCUGACUUCUAGCUGUGAAAUGUUCUCCUGAGGGUUGAUGGGAGGACUGCCUGUUUGUCAGGCUUUUUUUUUUUACAUCCCAGUUUGAUGCCUUCUUAUAGAAAUCACAUUUGUGCUGCCUGCAACAAGAUCUUCUGUAAAGAAGUUUGUUUUAGGUGCAAGACUGGAAGUAGAACAUUCUAUUUAAAUAGAAAAGACUUUAUAAUUAUUGUUGUAUAAAUUAUAAUGCAUCAAGGAUUUCAGUGAGGUGCUGAUCAACAUGACAAUCAAAAAUCUAACUGUCAUACUCCUCACUUCCAUGAGCGCUUUUUGAACUUUAUAGAAACGUCCCCCUCUUAGGGUUAAUAAAUCCUAUAAAUGUCUGAAGGCUGUAAAAUAAGGAUAUUUACCAAAGUUAAAACAACAACCACUGAAGCUGAAAUGUGUGACAUGUCUUAAAUCUUUCAUACAAAUUAAUAUAACAUGUUCUUAUCAGAGUAGAUAAGAACACACAUACUGCCUUUAACCCUACAGGCAGCAUCUUUCUGUUUUGUAGAAUAGUGUUUUUAUCUAUUUAUUUUGAAAAUGUGAUUAAUCAAAACGUUUUUCUUAUCAAAAAACAUUCCAAUUGAACUGAAAAUCCAUCACAAAGAAAACAACAAAAAGAAUUAAAAGACAGAAAGAGUAAUAAAGUGAACGCUGAUUAAAAAAUAGCAAAAGGAUACUUUUCAGAGAUAUGAAAAAACAAAUAUGAGCAAGCCAGGACAGAGGAAGUAUAUUGAAGAUGGAAAUCCAUGAGAAAAUGUUAGGAUACAGUAAUUAAAAAGACAACAGUUUGGGAAAUGGGAAAAUGUUGUGGAAAAGCCUGUCCUUCAGUUUUCCCUAACAGCACAGAGCCGACUGACGGUUAUUUGGCAGAAUAUUGACUUCUCUGUAUAAUCUGAACUUAUUAUUUAGGUUUUCAAAAUGCUGGAAACAAUUAAACCUCAGAAAUGAUGAUGGUUCAUUCUCAUUUAUCUGUCAACCAAAGAUGGACUCAUCUGUGCAAAAAUAGACUAACACUGGUUUACUAUUUGCCUCAUGAUAAACCAACCCAUUACAAAAACAACAACAAAAAGCCAUGUAUGGGGAUACCUUCUCUCCUUGUCCCACUUGUAUACCUCCCCUGAGCUUAAUCCCAUUCUUAUUCAGAUACAAAUAGAAUGCCUUCUUGCAUUAAUGCCCUUCACCUCCAUUAACAUCCUUGUUCUUUUCAGUUUCACCACAAAGUAUUCAUUGUUUAUUAGGCUUUUUAAAGAUGUAGGCUCUGGCAUAUCUGAUUAUUCUUCUUUGCAAAAUAGCUUACGCUCAUUAGAAAACACAUGUGAACAGCAACAUUACUACUUUCACAGAUCAAUCAAGUUUCUGACUUAGACAUUCUACCAUAUAAAUGGGCUUUGAUCUAAACCAGGCCUUUGCAGCCGAAAAUGAGCUGAUGGGUUUCCAUUUCACACCUUGUCAAUUUUGUAGACAUAUAUAUUUUACACCAAUUUUCUUAUUUACAAAGAGUAUUUUUACAGUUUGGUAGGUCUGUUUACAGAAUGACAAAAAAAAGAGAUCAGAUUUAAUCCAGUCUUGAUCUGAGACUUUUAUUUACCCUUAGAGGAAGUUUGCAGUCAGGCUCUGCUCUUGUAAACAAUGUAGCCACCUAGCUGGUAGGUGAUGAAGGAGAUUAGUUAGUCUUAAUACAGUACAUUUGCACAUCAGUCCUUUUAAAACGAGGAUGUAAGUGAGACAUAAGUGCAGAUAUUGAUAGUGAUACAGUGAUAUGACAGCAGUCACUGUGAGACACUACUGACCCUUAUUAAUUUAAAUGGACAGGUGGCCCAGUUUUGGUGAAGGAAGGCGUAACAACCAUCUCUCAUACUGACAGUUGCAAACUUUUAAACAACUAGAAAACAGUGAGUCCAAACACAACCAUAAACUCGUCUAGCUAAAAACCUUGCUCUGUUUGUGAAACUUAUUUUGUUAAAACAGUAACACUCGUGUUUGUCCCACACUGGUCUCCUAGUUGUGUUUAAAAAUAAUAAGAAAAAA